This is a messenger RNA of Durusdinium trenchii, 6573 nucleotides long. Lineage: Eukaryota; Dinophyceae; Suessiales; Symbiodiniaceae. The record is from the annotation of a GenBank genome assembly.
AUGCGCCGGCCCUACCGGAAGCACAUCCAGCGAAUCGACGAGAUGGAGCGGAUCUUGCGCUUCCUGGUGGGCGAAAUCUCAGGCAUUGAAGGCUGCGAGAUCCUGAAGAACAAGGUGGAUGAGUUCAUGCGCUUCGAGGAUGCCUAUACACUGGAAGGGGUCGAGACCGAACUCCAGUCCUUGUACAAGCACUUCAUGAAGUUCAAGGAGAACAAUGUGAGCCUGACCAAUGAGCGUAAUCAGGCCGUUGAGGAGGCCGAGGUCGUGGCUGUGGCCAAGGUGGCGGCUGCACAGCCGGUGUGUGUGAAAGGAGGAAGGUAUGUUGGCGGGCUCCAUGGGCGGUCCCCACCUGGAUGUGGACGACGAGUCCUUCGAAGCGAGUGCCAAGAAACCACUGGUGGUGCCUUGGACGGGGAGGGAGAAGUGUUGAAGAGGCUUGGCUACCUCGCUGGUGUGGUGCCGAAGGUGGACGAGCAGCGCUUCACGCGAGCCCUGUGGCAGUUCACCCCCAUCAGCGAGACGGUCAAGGAUCCCAAGACAGGUCAAGAGGUGCAGAAGAGUGUCUUUGUCGUGUACUUUCAGGGCGCGGGUGGACCAAUGCAGCAGAAGGUCAUGAAGGUUUGUUCAGCCUUUGGUGUGAACAUGUACAACUGGCCAGUGAGUUCGGAGCAAGCUGCCUCGCGACACGCGCAGCUCAAAAAGGUUGUGGCUGAGAAGGACGCGGCGCUCAAGGGCUUUGCCGACUUUAUGCGCUCAGAGGCCCAGGACCUCUUGACGCCGCCCAGUCAUAGCCCGGCCGGUAAUUCCAAGAUCGAGGAGUGGCGGCUCUUUUGCAUCAAGGAGAAGGCCAUCUACAACAUCCUCAACCUGUGUUCCGGAGAGAUCGCUUUGAGGGUGAACGUGUGGUACCCCGCGACGGAAGAGUCCAAGAUCAUCGCGCUGCUUCAGAAGCUGAACGAGCCUCGGGCCGUCUCGGGGUGGGGUGAAUUCCACUUUCAUGCUAGCGGCUCAGAGUGUACAACAGAGUUGGAUGGUAGUGAGCCCUAUGGGGCUCAUGGAGAUGAAGAGAUCGACUUGGAAGCCUCCUGGCAGAUCAUGGGCACCAGAGAGGGCUCUCAGCAGGGUGCCUUCCUGACCCCGGAGAAGCAGGUGAAGUCGGUGGCUCCGACCUACAUCCGCGUGAACGACUUCACCGAGGGCUGGCAAGAAGUCAUUGACACCUAUGGCAUUCCCAAGUACCAGGAGGCAAAUCCGGCUCUCCUCUCAGUGGUCACCUUCCCCUUCAUCUUCGGCAUGAUGUAUGGGGAUGUGGGCCACGGCACCUUGUUGUUCCUCGCGGGGCUUUGGCUGUGCAAGAACGCCGAAUCCUUGCGCUUCAGUCAGCCGACACUGUUCAUGGUGCGCUACAUGGUGGUGAGCCUUGGUGGCUCGGCAGAGGGUUUCUUUGCCACCUAUGCGGGCCUCAUGUACAACGACUUCUUUUCGGUGGGUCUUCAGAUCUUCGAUUCCCGCUGGAAGGAGGUGGGUGAAGGCAUCUACGAGCCGGACUACGAUGCGCCCGGGCGACAAGCGCGAUCCAGUAACGAGCUCCUCUACGUGAACUCUCUGAAGAUGAAGCUCUCGGUGCUCUUCGGAGUGCUCCAGAUGACUGUGGGCUUGUUCUUGAGGUGGGGAAACGCCUUCUAUGAGAAGAACAUGACGGAUUUCAUUUGUGAGUGCAUCCCGAUGAUGAUCUUCAUGCUGUGCUUCUUUGGCUGGAUGGACGUGAUGAUCCUCUACAAGUGGGUUCAUCCCAUUGACAACCCUCCGAGCAUCAUCAACUCGCUGAUUUGCAUGGCGAUGGGGCAACAGGAUUUGUUCCCUCUUUGGGAUGGUUCCGUCGAGAUGGCCCAGAACCUCAUGCUGCCACUCGGCGAGAACCUGGUGCCGAUCAUGCUUUUUCCCAAGCCCUUUAUCCUGCUCUACCAGCACAACCAGACGAAGAAGGUCGAGACCAAUGUGCGAGCACUGUGGCGAGCGCGCGAUGGGAAUUUUGUGGCGAUCGAGGAGGAGCCAUCGAACAACCACCACGGGAGACGUCACCGAGCGCUUCAUGAGACUCGGGGUGAGCGCCGCGUGGAUCUUCGGAAGAAGUUGGCACCGGAGUUCGUGAUCUUGGGGAAAGUCCUGGCCGAGCUCAACGAUGAGGAUGAGGCGAACGCGGAAGGGUUUUCGGAGGACUUCAGCGAUGAGUGGGAGCCCAUGAACGAUGAUGAGGAGCUCCCAGCCUGGGCGACGGAGGUGGUGGAUCGCACAUCCGAGGGCUUCUUCAAAGACGGCGUGUGGCAAAGUGCCACGACGAUGGCGCGUGAGAAGGAGGAGCACCAACGAGGCAGAGAGAAGGUGACAUGGAAGAAGAACCGUCCAGGGCACCACGCACGCUACCAGCAACGCCGACAACAGCGGGAGAGCGAGAUGAAGCUCAGCAAGACACGUGAGCCACUGGCCGCCGGCAUGGUGAAACCCAGCGUGGAGACCGGGCGGAACGUCGCGAGAGAGGUGUGCACGCGACUGACGACGACCGAUGGAACUGAUGUGAUGCACGAUGUUGGCGGCGAGUUUGUGAGAUGUCACCGGAAGAUCAUCGAACAUCAACUCGACAGAGGCGCCCUCGCCGCCAUAGGCUGCCUGCCUCUCUUUCGAGAGGCGCCUGACCCGACAUCAGGCUUGGCUUCGACCACGACUCCGUUCUGGUCCUUCCUCCUGUGUGCUACGCUCUCGGCGGCUUCAGUCGAGGUAAGCCGUGGCAUUGGCCCUGAGCAGGCCACCAGCUGUUUCACUGAAUUCAACGGCUACCAGGUGGACUUGUUGGAGCACCCUCUGAUCAUCUUCCACCACGCGAUUCGGGACUCUGAGAACCCGCGCUCCUACCACCUGGCAGCGACCUUGGACGUCAAGAGUGCAAAGGUGACUGACGUCGCCUUCCUUUGGGCCCUUUGCUCGACCUACAUCGCGAUGGCCAAUGCGACGAUGUCCACGUCCGUCGGAGGUGAAGGCACACAGCUCUCCAACGACCUCUACAUGGAGAACUCCAGCCAGGACUAUGGAGAAGAGUGGCAUGACUCCUGGCAAGCAGAUGACUGGUCUACCUGGUAUGCUGAUGAUUGGCACACCGAUGACUGGUGGAACUACUAUGAUGACGCUGAGUAUGAGGAGUACCAGAUGGACCAUGAAUCUUGGACACCUACAGGUUCUGAACAGCAGUCCAGCGACGCCACUCAAGAAGUGCCCCCUUUGCCCUCGUAUUCUGCUUCUGCCAAGACAUUGUCCUUUGCCACCUACGUCAACAACACCACCAUGCAGGAGAACCAUGCAUGCUAUCAUGCCGUACGAGAAGAAUCCCAUCGACACUGGCCUGACCAUGCAUACACUUUCUGGCAACAGGCUACAGGCACCACCAUCCCAGAGCAGCAGCGGAGUACCCGCGAGAGUGAGACAGAGGCUGAGGAGACAUGCAAGAAGCCAAGAUCCAAGACAGUGACCUUCCAGAAUGAUGCAUUGCCAGAUGAAGUUGAUCCUCCACCGGAACCACUGGAAGACAACCUCAUGUACCACCUCCAAGAUCUUCCGCUAUAUCAAGGUGAUCAACUCCCAGAAGGAUUGAAUGAUGAAGAACGGAAGAAGCUCAUCAAGGACUACAAGGCAAUGCCAGAAGAGUUCUACACAAGGACGAACAGACGAAUGGUCACUCCCUCUUCAUUUCCAACCUGGUUUGCAGCAGCAAAGAAGCGAAAGACAAAGUGGCAUGUUUGGGAAUGGUGCUCUGGCUCAGGUCGAUUGAGCCUCACUUGCUGCCUGGCAUCCCUUGUGAUUGGCUUCCCGGUUGACUACCGCUACGGCUGGGAUUUGGGAAAUCCAUCACACCAGGCCAUGCUUCGUGACGCCCUAUACACCUUUGAGCCCGAGAUCCUGAUUGCCACUCCCAGAUGCAAGUUCUGGAGCGUUUCAUCUUCACGAAGAAAUCGCACUGACCUUCUCAGGGAUCGUGAAUCUGAACGGCCGACCUUGACCUUCAUCCAAGAGUCUUUCGGUUACCAGGUUCAGCAGAAGAAGUCCUACCUGAUGGAGCAACCAUGGAGUUCAUCCAUGUGGACUGAAAGCUUGAUGGUGCGCAACAAGGACUUUCCACAGUGGCAACGACCUCGGCGCACUGACCAAUGUGCAUUUGGUGCAGUUGAUGAGAAGAGGAUUCCGGUUCUGAAAGCCACUGGACUGGAAGCGUAUGGCUUCAAGCUGAAGAUGCCUUCUUCGAGCACGACACCACGAUGCUUGGAUGACCCAGCACACCCAGUUUCCACGCCUUGGAAUGAUUUCCAACGAGCUGCUCAUGGUCACAAAGGGCUGUCCACCGUUCAGCUGACCGUGCCAGUCAACUACAAGCUGGCAAAUGAAGAGACGGUGCUCAUCAAGCAUCUACUCUGCAUGAUUGUGGAGAUGAGCAUGAACGUGUUUGAAGAAGCCAAUGGAACUGAAUUCCAUCAUUGGAUUCGAGAUCCCAUCCUACUGUCGAACAGCAGAUCCUGCUUGAAAAGCUUCCUCUACGUGCUCGGAAUCCACGUGGCUCUUCACCCAUUCAGCAAAGCGUUUCCAGAGCCGGAGCUUUCGGCCGAGGCCGCGCCCUUGAGAUUGUGCUUUCGAGGUGAGUACCGAAAGUGGCGACUACAUCCUCUCGAGGAUCUCCGAGAACUUUCACCGAUGCAGCAACGCACCUUCCACUCCUGCUCCUGUGACACCAGCUCCAAAGAUGUCAGUGCCGAUGACUCCAAUGCCGGGGACACCUGCGCCCGGCACGCCUAUGCCCUCAGCAAGCGAACUAUUUUGAUUUGGCUAAAGAACACCACUGACUACGUCAAAGUUCAGAAAGAGGAUGACAGGCACAUGCGACUGAAGAAGGAAUACCAUGUCCAUUGGGACUCAAUGUGCACGCUGUACUUCCUCUACUACCCGAUUGUGACACAAGAGCCUCCACCUGUGAGUCAACCAGCAUCGACAAGCAGUGCACAGCCUUCUGCCAUCCAAGGUGACACACCACCAGAGGAGAUGGAAGUUGAAUCUACUUUGCCAUCAGUUCCCUCCAAGCGAAUGGAACCUGAAGUGAGAUCACCAGCAUUGGUGCCAGACAAGAAGCCACGCAUCUAUGAGGCCUUUCCCAGCUAUGACACCUACCAGACGCUGCAUACUCUCCAUUGGAUGCUUGAUCGUAAGAAGAUGAACCGACUUCGACUACAAGACUUCUGGGCAUCCACCAUGGAGAUUCCAAGAUGGAUGAAUGGCCUGACAAUGGAAGAAGUGAAUGUGCAUUUCUCCUGCCAAGCUGAUCAAGUUCGUCAACGACACGCCUCAUACCUGGUCCAUCAACCUGGAAGCCGCCUUCGGCAUGUUCAUUUGGAUCUGGCCCACGGAGGCAGCUAUCUUUCGUUGACGGAUGAGCUGAACAUCAAAGAAGAAGAGCUGGCAGAUCUCUGGCCAUUGGUCGAAGAAGCAGAUGCUAAGGAACUGGCACAGUUCGUCCAGGAGAAAGCAUUUGAGAAGGAGGCAAGAGUGAGCGGUCGUUUGCGCUACCUGAUCCUGGCUCCGACGGGAUCCAUGUUGGCAGACAGUUUGACCAAGCCCAUGCUGUCACUUCGAAUGAUGAUGUUUUUGAGCACCGGCUAUGUGGAAGUGGAGAACUCCGGUGACCACCGAAUCCUCCUCAGGAGACUCCCGACUUUGUCUGAACUACAGGAAGAGGAUUUGUUCAAGAGUGACAAGCAGAUCAAGGAUGAGGUGAAGUUGAAUGGCCGUGGAGUCACUUCAUGGAUGACUUUGGGUUUUGCGCCCUUUCCACGGUUGCUGCUGGCCUCAAUGAUGAUGUACUCAGUGGCUGCCCAGAGCGAUCAGCCCACAGAGCACCACGCCACCUAUGACUAUGGCGACCUCUACAUGUUCAUGAUGAUGUUGCUCUUUUACAUGACCAUGAGGUUCAUGGAGUACAUGUUUGUUUGGUGCACGAAGCCCACUGAAAAGCAGAAGAAGAAGCACCGAAAAGAGAAGGAAAGCGAUUCUGAGAGCGGAUCUGAGCGAGGCCCGGAAGUCGCAAGCGCUUCCAAUGCUGUCGUGAACCGAAGUUUGAAUUUGGAACCUCCAAAGCCGAGUACAGAGUUCCUAUGGUUCAGUACGACAGGAGAGAUCUUCAUCCAUCAGAUUAUUGAGACCAUUGAGUUUGUCUUAGGCACCGUCUCGCACACGGCCUCCUAUUUGCGCAUUUGGGCCUUGUCCCUGGCGCAUCAGCAGCUGUCCUUGGUGUUCUUCCAGAAGACCAUCACCAUGGGUUUGGAGAUGUCAUUCCCUUUGAACGGCAUCGUGAUUUACCUGAUGUUCGGCGCUUGGUUCGGCAUUACACUGGCAGUGCUGUUGGGCAUGGACGUCUUAGAGUGCUUCUUGCACACCUUGCGUUUGCAUUGGGUGGAGUUCCAGAGCAAGUUCUACAAGGCAGAGGGCCUCAAGUUCGCGCCCUUCUCCAUCCAGAAGCUGGUGACGCCUACGGAUGAGUAG